Messenger RNA from Chenopodium quinoa (quinoa), 789 nucleotides. RefSeq lists its product as uncharacterized. The transcript has a single exon. Gene Ontology annotation, molecular function: nucleic acid binding; RNA-DNA hybrid ribonuclease activity. Lineage: Eukaryota; Viridiplantae; Streptophyta; Magnoliopsida; Caryophyllales; Amaranthaceae. The coding region runs from base 1 to 789 and encodes 262 amino acids. The record is from RefSeq and is a predicted model, not a curated record.
AUGCUCGAAUAUGAAGUUCGCUAUACACCAUUUGAAAAAUUGUGCCUCGCACUUGUGUGGGCCACAAAGAAGCUAAGGCUUUACAUGCUCGUUCACACAGUUCAUGUGGUGUCUCAAAUGGAUCCUCUCAAGUAUCUAUUCGAAAAAUCCACACUUAAUGGAAGGAUAUCAAGAUGGAUAGUUACUUUAGCCCAAUUUGAUCUGAAAUUUGUGCCCCAAAAUUCCAUCAAGGGAUCUGCAGUUUCAAACUUCUUGGCUGACUUCCCACUUGAAGACUCAACACCAGUACAAGAAAACGAGUUCCCAUACGAAGAGUUGUUUGUCACUGAAGAUGAUACUUGGAUACUACACUUCGACGGUGCAUCAAAUCAAAGAGGAUGUGGCAUAGGAGUCUUACUAGUGUCACCUAAUGAAGAGCACAUCCCGAUCUCAAUAAAACUUGACUUCAAUGUAACCAACAAUGCUGCAGAAUACGAAGCUUGUGUGGUAUGUCUCGAAACAGCAUUAGCACUUGGAGGAAAAAAGCUUCGAAUAUUUGGAGACUCAUCCCUUAUCAUCAAUAUUAUUUCUAAGAGAUGGAAGGUGGGGAGUGAAAGCCUAGCUCCAUACCAAACUUACUUGGAAACUCUCACCGACCAACUUGACAAGGUAGAAUAUACAUAUCUACUAAGAGAAGAGAAUCAAUUCGCUGAUGCUUUAGCAAGACUAGCCUUGAUGGUUAGAAUUCCUAAGGAAAUUGAGCAAAUGCCCCUAACCAUAGAGAAAAGGCAUAAACCUACUUAUGUUUAA